AUGUUAGAACCGCUGGUCUUCAUCAGUAGACUGGCAUUUCGACUGCCGUACGCUUGGGGCAAAGGCUGGAUCAGUGGGAAGUACAAUGAAUUUGGUAUCUGGAAGACAUUGGCGAUUGUAUUUAUGAUGGAAUGUGCAAAUAAUUUAGACCCGUGGACAUUAAAAUGGUUCAUAAACCCUCUGCUUGGCGUAGCUAAUCAGAUUGGAUUUUGGUGGCUAGGCGCAGGACAAAUACAAGGUCUACUGCGAUGGAUUUUUCAAGAACCAAAUGCACCGGUGUUGAUGUACAUUCAUGGAGGAGGCAUGUGUCUAGACAUGACACCUUGUAGUUUGGUGUAUUUACAGCAUUUGAAGAAGGAAGUUGGUGCUUUAUCGGUUGCAUUUGUGAAAUACUCGUUGUGUGCACGGUAUCCUACGGCUAUUGAAGAGGUGUGGGGCGAAUACCAGAAGUUAGUUUCGCAGGGCCAUCGCGUGUGGCUACUUGGCGAUUCAGCCGGCGGAAACUUGUGUCUAAACGUGUUACAAAAGUGUGUGGCGGAAAACAACGUUCUGCCGGAAAAAUGCGUGGCGGUAAGUCCCUGGCUGAACGUAACGAAGACCGAAUCGUAUGUGUCACGAACCAACAGCGUCGAUUUUUUGACGUGGAACCAACUGGCCAUGUUUAAAAACGUAUACGCACCAAAUGGCAACUACAAAGAUCCACAAUUAAACCUCGAAACGAAUUUCGAUGUCGAAGCUUGGACCAAAGUUCUUGCGUCGACCAAAAUGCUUAUACUGUGUGGUGAAGACGAAAUCUUAUAUCCUGAAAUUAUAAGAUUCGCACAGAAGCUGCGCAACAUUAAUUGCGGCCAAGUCAAGCUUGUUUCGCAACCACGAGGAGUCCAUUGUGACACCAUGAUGUUCGAUGUGCAGGCACCUGACGGCAACGCACAGUGUUUGGAAGAGACCAAAAGGUUUCUACGGUCUGGACUUUGA
Lachancea lanzarotensis is the source of this 975-nucleotide messenger RNA. It is a transcript of the gene SAY1, whose product is annotated as LALA0S04e03862g1_1. Lineage: Eukaryota; Fungi; Ascomycota; Saccharomycetes; Saccharomycetales; Saccharomycetaceae. Bases 1 to 975 code for a protein of 324 amino acids. The record is from RefSeq and is a predicted model, not a curated record. The transcript has a single exon.